GUCCUCUGUAGCUCUGCGACUUUCAGGAGGCUUUCCUCUAUCCUCAGAACUCUGUUUGGAAAAUCCCCCCUCAAGAGCGGGACUCAAAGCACAUUGACUCUACAGGAGGCAGCAGAAAGGCACCAUGUCGGCAGAAACACCAACCACCCUGAAUAUGGACAUUCGGGAUCUGCAGAUCCAGACAGUCACUGUUGAGAAGCUGCUGGAGCCUCUGAUAAUCCAGGUUACCACACUUGUAAAUUGUCCGCAGAAUCCUUCCAACAGGAAAAAGGGACGUUCAAAGAGAGCCAAAGUUCUCCUGGCUUCUGUGGAGGAAGCAACUUGGAAUCUGUUAGACAAGGGGGAGAAGAUCGCCAAGGAAGCGGCAGUUUUAAAGGAGGAGCUCACAGCUGCGCUCCAGGAAGUUCGCAAAGAGAGCAAUGCUCUGAAGGUAUCGGCCGAGAGAUUUACAGAUGACCCCUGUUACCUCCCGAAAAGGGAGGCUGUGGUUCAAGCCGCCCGCGCCUUGUUGGCAGCAGUGACAAGACUCCUUAUCCUUGCGGACAUGAUUGAUGUCAUGUGUCUCUUGCAGCAUGUGUCAUCUUUCCAAAGAACAUUUGAGUCUCUCAAAAAUGUUUCCAACAAAUCUGACCUCCAGAAGACCUACCAGAAGCUUGGGAAGGAGCUGGAAACCCUGGAUUAUUUAGCCUUUAAACGUCAGCAGGACUUAAAAUCUCCAAGCCAGAGGGAUGAAAUCGCAGGGGCCCGGGCCACCUUGAAGGAGAACUCCCCCCUCUUGCAUUCGAUUUGUUCAGCUUGCUUGGAACAUUCCGAUGUUGCUUCGCUCAAAGCCAGUAAGGACACAGUCUGUGAAGAGAUUCAGAAUGCUCUUGAUGUAAUUUCAAAUGCUUCCCAAGGCAUCCAGAAUGUGCCAGCGCUUUCUGAACCUCAGGCGGCAACCCUGGGAAGCGCUCUUGAUGAGCUGGAGAAUUUAAUUGUCCUGAACCCACUCACAGUGAAAGAGGAAGAAAUAAGACCAUCACUGGAGAAACGCCUAGAGGCCAUCAUCAGUGGGGCUGCCCUGUUGGCUGACUCUUCCUGCACCAGAGACUUCCACCGAGAGCGGAUUAUCGCUGAGUGCAAUGCCAUCCGCCAGGCUCUCCAGGAUCUGCUGACGGAGUACAUGAACAACACUGGAAAAGCAGAGAAGAGUAAUACCCUGAAUGCCGCCAUAGACAACAUGAGCAAGAAGACGAGAGACCUCCGCAGACAGCUCCGCAAAGCUAUUAUAGAUCAUGUAUCAGACUCUUUCUUGGACACAACAGUUCCACUCCUGGUUCUCAUUGAAGCUGCUAAGAAUGGCCGAGACAAGGAAAUCAAAGAAUAUGCUGCGAUAUUUCAUGAGCACACAGGCAGACUUGUGGAGGUGGCAAACCUUGCCUGUUCCAUGUCAACAAAUGAAGAUGGGAUUAAAAUCGUCAGAAUUGCCGCAAAUCACCUGGAAACCCUGUGUCCACAGAUUAUAAAUGCUGCACUUGCUUUGGCAUCAAGACCCAAGAGUCAAGUGGUCAAAAACACCAUGGAAAUGUAUAAGCGCACAUGGGAGCAUUACAUCCAUGUUCUCACUGAAGCAGUGGAUGACAUCACCAGCAUUGAUGACUUCCUGGCUGUAUCUGAAAGCCACAUCCUGGAAGAUGUCAACAAAUGCAUCAUAGCCUUGAGGGACCAGGAUGCUGAUAACUUAGACCGAGCUGCAGGUGCCAUCCGAGGACGAGCUGCAAGAGUAGCUCACAUUGUCACAGGGGAAAUGGACAGUUAUGAACCAGGUGCUUACACGGGUGGUGUGAUGAAGAAUGUCAACUUCCUCACAGGCACGGUGAUUCCAGAGUUUGUGACACAAGUCAAUGUUGCCUUGGAUGCCUUAAGCAAGAAUUCGCUGACUGUGCUUGAUGAUAAUCAGUUUGUGGACAUCUCCAAGAAGAUCUACGACACAAUCCAUGAUAUCAGAUGUUCAGUCAUGAUGAUUCGGACUCCAGAGGAACUGGAGGAUGUUUCUGACCUUGAAGAAGAUCAUGAGGUCCGGAGCCACGCCAGCAUUCAGACAGAAGGGAAAACUGACCGAGCUAAGAUGACUCAACUGCCUGAGGCAGAGAGGGAAAAGAUUGCCGAGCAAGUCGCUGAUUUCAAGAAGGUGAAGAGCAAGCUGGAUGCUGAGAUCGAGAUCUGGGACGAUACAAGCAAUGACAUCAUUGUUCUCGCCAAGAAGAUGUGUAUGAUCAUGAUGGAGAUGACGGACUUCACGAGGGGAAAAGGACCACUAAAGCAUACCACUGAUGUAAUCUAUGCAGCUAAGAUGAUAUCAGAGUCAGGAUCAAGGAUGGAUAUUCUCGCUCGGCAGAUUGCUAACCAGUGUCCAGAUCCACCUUGCAAACAGGACUUGCUGGCUUAUCUGGAACAGAUUAAAUUCUACUCCCACCAGCUGAAAAUCUGCAGCCAAGUUAAAGCUGAGAUCCAAAACCUGGGGGGCGAGCUCAUCAUGUCAGCCUUGGAUAGUGUCACCUCCCUGAUCCAGGCAGCCAAAAAUUUAAUGAAUGCUGUGGUGCAAACAGUGAAAAUGUCGUACAUUGCUUCCACCAAGAUCAUCCGCGUCCAGAGUUCUGCAGGGCCCCGCCACCCGGUUGUCAUGUGGAGAAUGAAGGCUCCGGCCAAGAAGCCCUUGAUUAAAAGGGAGAAGCCAGAAGAAACGUGUGCAGCUGUCAGAAGAGGCUCAGCAAAGAAAAAGAUCCACCCCGUUCAAGUCAUGAGUGAAUUUAGAGGGAGACAAGUCUACUGAGGCUCUAGUCCACUCCAGUGCCCAUUGCCACACCCCAGGCCAACCGCACUGCUUUAUUUCACAGUUCAUUGGUUGUUUAAUUUCACUAAGUUUCAGAGUUAAGCUCACAAGUAACAUAAAGCAUUGGGGUUAAGCCACUGUGCACGGUGUGUAUUUGGGGUCCUGUCUCUGUCAUCUCUCUAUAGCCAGCACAGCCCAGUUAAGUUGCAGGUAGUACUUAGGGAAUGCAAUUCACAAGUGUCAUUUGAGCCUUGCCCUUCCCAGGGAAGAGCUGAUGUUCAUUACAAAUGAAUACAAGAGACAAAGUGAGUUCUGCUUACCCAGAAAUGUUUGAGCCCACGCACUGUUUAUCCUUGCGAAGGAAGACACCGUCAUAAGCUUUUCCCUCGCUUUUCAUUAGAUACAAGAAAGUUUAUCAACUGUUUUCCCAAUUAGUGUCCAUACUUUAACAGCCCUAACCUGGUACCUAACCUGCCAGAAAUGUGUUGUUCUCGCCAUAGGAAAAAAAUUUCAAUUUCUAGAUUUCCCUACCCAUUAGUAGUUGGUUAGUUGACUUUAACCAAAAGCAUGGUCAAGCUUCUGAGUAGAAUUUGAAAGUCAGGCAUGUUGUUAAAGAAGUGCUUUGGUGGCACAUCAAGGCUGCAAGGACUUUGGAGGCUGUUUGCACCUUUGAUUAGUUCUUUGUUUGGAAAUUCUGUACUCUUAGUGUUGGGCCCACCUCCGCACACAUACGUAGUGUUAUCCCAUUGGAGAAAUGAAUUUGUGUUUGUUGAUUUGUUUGUUUAGUACUGGGAUUCAAGCAGCAUUGCACAUGCUAGGCAAGUGGUCCACUCUUGAGCUACAUACCCAGUCCUUCUGUUAGAGAAAUGAGACACUGAAUUAUAUAUAGCACAGAGUAAGUCUACGAUAGAGAAAACCAAAGGAAUUUUGCAUGAUUCUAAAAUAUCCUUGUAACCAUUUGCAAUUGUCAUUAAAACGAAAGACCAGUUUGCAAAGCCUUUUGACACUGAAUGAAAUCUACCACCCAACAAUGAAGAUGAAUUAAUGACAAUGAGUUUGGAGUGAUUUUAAUAACCACCUUUAAGUGAAUGUCACUGGGGUUAUUUUACAUGUCCAUUGACUAUGGUUAACUAUAGCUGAGUUUAUGAUGGACUCUGUAGUAGUCUAAGAGGGUGGAACACAACAGUGAUAUCCCUUUUUCUUUCCAUCCCUUACCCCUCCCUUUUAUCUUCCUCUCUUUCUUCACACUGUGCUAUAUAUCAGCUGUAUUGGAGGGGUGAAGCUUCAGUUUCACCAUGCCACACUAAAGGAUUGUCUCUCCCUUUAUUUCAUUUUACUGUAUCAGAAUUCUUCUAUAAUUGAAACUCUUCACUUUUACAACACUGCCCUUGAAGUGUCAUUUUGACACUUUCAAUUUGUCAAUUAAUAUUGCUAUAUGUAACAUAAGCUGGUGUUAAGAGGGCCACUUGUACAUGAAGCAAAAGGAAUUGUAAAGGUUGGAAAUUCAUUGUGUAAUCUCUUGAACAAAAAAGAAAAGAAAGGUUUAGCAGAUGAUUCUGUUAUUGAGGUGAAUAUUAACUCUUUUAAUAUAUUGAAUUAUUUCGUUUUUCCAAAGUGCUGGGGUGAUUGCCCGGGAUCUCUACAAAACUCUGUAGGACCUAGGAGGAAUCCCUAUGUUUCUUCUGUCAUCUUGCCCUAAGGACUUGCCCAUAAUAAUUAUUCUCAACAAAGUGUGCUUUCAUAAUGAGAGGCAGAAUUCAGUCUUCUAGGUAAUGCUGACUUUCAGUGUUACCUGCACAAAUGAGACAAAUAAAGAGCCACUGCUAUUGAAAUGUUACCGUAGGGUUCUAUACUCAGUGGAGAGCAAUUUUAGCGUAGACUUCUCUUGGGUACAAUGCAGAUUUAUAAUUUGGGUAACAAUGAAUUUCCUAAAAAUAUACAAAAACAACCUCACAUAGGCCAGAAUCAGAAAUCUUCUCUGCAAAAUCCAGGGUUCCUUUUGUCCCAUAUGAUCCUUCUACAUACUGGAAUUUAGAAUGAACUAUUGGAAGAAAACAAUAGUAACAGAGAUCAUUUUAAAUGAUACAAAUAGCAGAUAACUUGACCCCAAAUGAGAUAUAAUCAAGGCCUUCACUUUGGUACAGUGUUCUAGCUAAGCUCCAAACAAACAGCUAUAAUUAAACAAAACAAUAAAAUGUUUGACAUGGUGAAUGCCCACGGAGUACAUUUUUUUUAAAGCAAUCAAAGGUGUAAUAAAAAGAAGAGGUGUAAAACUGAGGACACCUGUCUACCUGAGAAACACCUGCAGUGACAAUAUAUUAGCUGGAUUCAAACAAUGGGCAACACAAACAUCUACAGACAAAGAACUUGUGGAAGAGUGCUUGCAAAUGUUUACAGUAUAGAGCACAAUUAGAUAAGUCUGGACAAUAAGUAUUCUCUCAAUACAUUAAUAUGGAGGCAUUUCUUCUGCAGAGGAAUGCUGGGAAAUUUUUAAUGGGAGUGAUAACUUGAUAACUCAGUAUAUGCCUUUUGAAAUCAUAUCACAUUUGUUUGAUUUUGCUAGUGAAAACUCACCUGUCCUUUCUAGUAAAAUUAAUUUCAGUCCUCUUACUUAGAAAAAUGCACUUGAAAAGAAGUUUUAUACUAUCUACAAGGACAGCUGCAUCUCUACGUCACUACCUAUAUUGUUGCCAAGUGUGUUGUUAGAUUCAAAGUAGUCUAGAUUCAGAAUAAUUCAGAAAAUACUCAUGAAGUCCUCAAAUAUAAAAGUUGAUAAAUACAAAUUCCAUCUUUUAACUAAACAAAAAUGUUAGGUUAUAGUGUUUUCUUUCUAUUAAAGUUUCUAGAAAUUUUUGAGUACAUCAGGAAGUUAAGAAAGCAUCCAAUUUCAAGCUUACUGUCAAUCAUUCUUCUCUGUUUCUCUUGUGAUAUGAGUGUGACCUCUAAAUGUGCUAGAAGAUACAUUAUAGUCCUAAUAUUCCCACAUGCCAUCUGAGAUUGGGAAAUCUUGUAACAUAAAUAUAACAUGUACACUCCUCAUGAAGUCUCUUCCUCAUAUAGGAUAAGGAACCUGCAACUGAACACAGAGGCCUAUUCCUAUAACCUUUCACUGCAGACUAAUUUCAAAGAUAAUUUUUUAACUCAUUAUAAAUGGAAAACCUAAAACUGUGAAUAUGUAAUUAAGUUCCCACUGGACCCUUCCUGUCUCUUAAUAAUAAUGUUCUCCAGAUUCAACAGCAAGCUGCUGAAGAGACUAACCUUUGAUAAAGGGAAAGAUGAUCCCGGGUUCUUAAACCUUCACUUUGGGGACUGGAGAGACGACUCGGACAAUAACUGCUUGCAAUGCUAACAUGGAGCUCUGGCUUCUGAGUACCUACACCCACAUAAAAAAGCCAGGUAAUGGGAUAACCUUGUAAUUCUGGUGCCAGAGAGAGAGGGUCCCUGGGGCUCUCUGGCCAGCAUGGCCAGCCAAAUAUGCAAGCUCCAGGUUCAAUGGUAGUCUCUGUCUCAAAAAAGUAAGGUAGAAAGAUUGAGAAAGAUAACCUAUGUUGACUUCUGGACUCCACAUCCAUUCACUCCUAUUAAUGUGCACCAACACACACACACACACAUACACACACACACACACCACCACCACCACCACCACCACCACCACCACCACCACCACCACCACCAACCACCUCACUCUCUAGGUGAUCUCAUCUCACCUAAGUGAGCACUCAGUAUCCUCUUAACUGACUAUAAUGUUCAACUAGAUGACGAAGUCAAGCUAACCCAUCCAAGCAAACUCCAGUUACUCUCACUUGUGAAAUGUGAAGCUCCCAGUAAUCUCCCCACCCUUUCUUCCUAGUAGGUUACCCUACAUGUAAAUAGACUAACGUAUUCUUUGGGAUUUUAGUUAAAGUUAUAGUUUAAUUUCCACCAGAGUCAUUUCUUCAGCCUUCCUACUUCCCCAAAUGCUCUUAUCUUCUCUGGUGUCUCAUUUUGAUGCUAGGGAUUGUAGUUCCCAUGGAUACAGACCUCUGUACUGAGGCAAUGUGAAAGAAAUGAGAUCCGAGAAUUUUCCUGGUGAAAUCGACCAUUCUGGUUUAGUAUUGCAAUAAGCAGUUCUCUGGGUGGGCAAAAUAGGCACCAGAACCUGAAUUUGAAUGAAACCCAUAUGUUUUAAUCAGCCUAUCCUUGGUUAAGGCAGCCUACCAAAUAUACUGUCAGUGAUCAAAUGGCCAUUGUUGUUGCAUAAUCAGAAAUUGUUCAGUGGUUAGAAAAUCAAAUGCACCCGGUUAAAAAGAAUAUAGCUUGCACAGGAUUUCAAUAUUUUUAGGAAAAAAAAUGACUGCAGCAUCAGAUGUAUUUACCUGUGUAUCACACAUCAGGAGGCAACAUGUAUUCACAGGAAAGGUCUGCAUCUUCUUUUAUGGCUCUUUCCACCUGGUUAUUGCUAAGUCUCAAAGCCUGGGACUAGUGGCUGAAGUGCCUAUUUAACAUAACAUAUUAACUUGGACACCAGCUUCCCCAGCAUCCCUCAGUCACCACCUGUUACAGGGUAUGGCUAGCAUAUCUUGUCCCCUGCCCUUUACCCUGAAUUCUCCAGUCCAGAGGCAGGGCUGUCCUACCCCCAGCUGCCCUUCCCUAUAUAAUCCAACAUUUUGGUUUCUCUGUUCUCUUUUGGGGACUUCUGGCUGCUGCACCUGGUUCCCCUGUUCCCCCUCUCCCUUCCCCUCACUCCUCUCUCAUCACAUGGCUCAGGGUCAUUUCUACUCUGGACUCUCCCAGAUGCCCUUGCCUCUGACUAUGUUCUCCCUGUAUCUACAUAAACCUCUUCCACCAUAUCUAGGAAUGGUCAUGUUCUUUCCUUUUUUAUGUCCUUUUUUUUCCAUUCAGUUAUAGAAAGUUUAGGAUUAGGAUUUUGUGUUUUACCACAAAGUAACAAGAGGCAGAGUGACACAUGAUGUAUGUGCAGAGUAGUCUGAGUUUUCAUUUUUGAGUCAUUGAAUCAAAUUAGGAAAGAGAACAUGGAUGUUAUUAUAAGGGCGUGUGUAACAGAAUGUGCCCAAAAGCUAAGUUUCUAGAUAUUCAAAAGAUAAAGAAUUAGAAUGAGAGGCCUAAAUAAUUCUUCUUUUCUUAAGCAAUCCACAUAAAAAGAACUUUUUCUUAAAAUAAAUAUGAAAUAGGUUAAAAUAUGAAUCAUUUUACAAAUGAAUACACCCUCAUAAAGUACAAAUUACCCUUUCUUGAACAAUCCAAAAUAAAGAAGGUAACACUAACAGAAAUACUGCCUCCAAACAGUACCCAUCCAGAGAGACUCUCAUCUCUAGGUAGUAGGUGCUCUGUGGGACUAACCCUCUUGCCUGUCCUGGGAGGGUGGAUUGCUCAUGCUGUCUUACGGCAUCCCCACUCCCGUGGGAAACUUCUCUGCCGGGAACAAAAUACCAGGAGGAAAUAAGAAGUGUAGACAGACUAUUUCUAAAGAAACAUGAGUAGGAAAGACCAGAGGGAGGGGAAGGAAUGUGAAUGUUAUUUGCAGAGAUAUAUAACUUUUAUAGACAGUGUGUGAUGGAGAUGGGGAGAGUUUGGGAUUCUAUGAAGAUUAAGUGGACUCAUUCUGAGGAAGAUUUAAAGAUUUUUAAGGAUAGGAUUGGACAUUUGUCUUGAUGCCUUGUUAGUUUGGUAAGGUCAUGUCAGAGGCAAAAGAAUGAUCUAAAUAAGUCUUGACUAUGAUUUAGUAAUGUUUUAUGCAGUGUUUCUCAAUGCUUUAAGAAGCAUACAUUUAACCAUUCCCCAGGCUGAUGCAAGUUUAUCCUCAGUCCAACACCCAACAGCAUUUCCACCCACUCAUCUAACAACUACUGUUUAAGUAGCUGUGAUGCUCCAAGCACUGUUCUAUGUUCUGAGGUCGCAGCAGCUGACAAAGCAAUGGUCUAUGUUCUAGUGUCAGCUCUGCUACAUGACAACUAUCACCUGUGUUGUAGUCUCAAUAAUCUUAUAGGAAGUACAUCAACUCCACAUCACAGGUAAGAAAAAUGGAGGAUUACAAAAGAUGAUCUUGUUCAGAGAUUGGCUUGAUUUUGUUUUAUUACAUUUCAAGUUCUACACUGAGCCCUCAUACCAGCCAGGCUGUUCAUGAAAUUAGUCUAAAAUUUUCAAUUGCUAAUAAUGUGAUACACUUUUCAAAUCAUGGCUGUUUUCUGUGAAGAAGAGGGGGAAAAGAGAAAAGUUUCAAAAUUAUUAAUGCUUAGCCUACAUCACUCAAGGAAAAUAGGAGUCAUAUAAAUAUUAAGCUGCAUAGCGUUAUCUCCCAGAGCUGGAUAUAGAACAUGAUGGUAUAAGAAUGUCUAUAUAUAUUUUGAUUGUUUGAUAUCCAGGCACAUUGUUUAUGUUACUGUAGAAGGGAAAGCUUCCAUGGAAAUAUCUUCAUCAGCACUUGUUCAUCAUUAGUCAGUGAAAACCCAUUUGGGGCAAUAUUUCUUUAUCCUUUUCCUGCUGGUAUACAGAUUUAAACCUGUGGGUUGCAAAAGGUUAAGCCAACUGUUCAUCAAAUAAGGUAGUUUUCCUGAACUUCAGACUUAAACUGUAGUUAACAUGUUCUCUUCUUUGUGCACAAAAUGUAUGUGUAGUGCAUGUGCCCAAUUACAGGUAAACUGAGUCCUUUGCCUGCCCAUAAUACUCUCUGAAGUCUGAAGGCCCCCCUUUUUUUUGCCUGUUUCUGGACCAGUUUCCAGAUCUUGGGACCUAGAGAGUUAACUGGAUUUCUGAUUCUUCUCAUGAUAAAACCACCAAAGUUUCCUCAAACUAGGAAUGUGUUUCUUUGGACUCCUCACUCUUGUUCCUGAUUUUCAUGAUAAUCCUUCUUUUCAGCUGCAGGUGCAGGAAUUCCACAAGGAAAGAAUUGUCCUUUAAGUAAGCACACAUCUUCAAAAAUCACAUCUAAUUACCUCCUAGAACAAGCAAACACCACUUAAAUAAUGUUAGCGGAAUGGUCCUCCUGCUUCCAUUUCAAUUGGUGUAUUUUCUAAUCCUAAUGGUUUCUACCCUGGGCAUGUUUCAGAGGGAUGCUUAUGUUUAGUCCUGGGUAUUUGUUCGUAAAGGUCUGUUGCCUCUCUUUAAAUACUUUAAAGGCUCAUUUCAAUAGUUAUAUCCCUAGUUCAGAAACUUGUGGAAAUUUUGUUUGCUCUUUUUGUUUUUUCCCUAUUGGGAGAGCCAGAGAUUUGGCAGCCCCAGGCAAACCCUUGGUGUCUGAGUCUCUCUCUGUAUUAUCCCCUAAGAGGGCAGCUUAUCUGAGUGGUUUUCUUUGACCUUGGCCUGUCAAUAUCAGAUUUGGAUCAGAGUGUUUACUCAAAAACAAAGGAGUAUCUCUGAGAUAUUAGUGCAUUCUCUCAGUUAAAAAGAAUUUUCCUCCUUCCCAAGGCUUUAAGUAUAGAAUUAACUUUACAAUAGACUGCAGAGAAAGUAUUCCAUUGCCUGCCAAACCUUCUGUCACGAGAGUUUUCUAUUCUUCCGUGUUGGUAAACAGUGUAUCCAUAGGGAAUAAAUAACAGCACUUCAGCAACUGUCUGAUGGGGGUAAGAUGUGCUGUCGGUGUGGUUGAAGCUUCUUUUUAUAUCGUGUGGUUCUUCCAGAGAGCAUUUUCCAAAUGACAGCAUCAUCUGUCCUCUGUAGCUACAGCUAACAAGCCCAGAAAACAGAGCUGGAUGGAUGCUUUCUCCAAAUUUAGUGCUUAAGAGUUGAGGAUGAAAACAAAAUUUUCUUUGAAAAAACUGGGUGAUUAAAUAGUAAUUAAAAUUUCUAGUGAAAAAUCUUCAGGAUUCCUUUAGUUUUCAUUUUAAUUAUGACUACUUGCUUUAUGUACUCUUGCAAGCAAUGACUUAAUAGCUUAAACUUGGUGGCAUCUCUGCUGCAAUAUGCACAUUGUAAUUUAGGAUAAAGACAGCCUUGAGAUAGCCUAGGUGAAAUGAAAUUGGUCAACAAUAGUCCCCUUCAUUGCAGAAAUACCUUGAGAAUGCCACUGGGUACCAUCUGAAGUGUUUUAAACCAUUUUGUUUGUAUCUCUCCCCUUGCUGUGUAGAGGCAGAGCGAGGCUGGUGAACUGCCUAUUAUAGGAAUGGACAAUUCAAAGCAGUUUUGUGUUUUAGCUACAGAUAAAGUCUGGCAAAGAGCACUGUCGACCUUUUUGAUCCAUCUUUGUCUUCUAAGCCAUUCUCACCAAUCAAUAAAGUACUUCUGUGGAGAUAGGAAGUGAUCUAUAAUACUCAGAACCUUGACACAGAAGACUGGAUACUCCUUGUUUGAAGUUCUGCAUGUUUUUUUUUUUUUUGUGUGUGUGUGUGUGUGUAUGUGUGUUUAAUUGAAGUAAUUGAUCUAUUGUUCUCCUUAUGCUCUGGGUUGUGCUAUUAAUACAUGUAACACUGGGUUGGAUUUGAAGUUAUGUAGUAUGAGUUAUGCAUUCACUUGAUUUCUCAUUUCUACACCUGUCAUUUUGUAGUUCAUUACAAAAUUGCUCAACUGAUAAUUAAACCAUGUACAUUAAAGGAAUGAAACUGAAA
Messenger RNA from Peromyscus californicus insignis, 11352 nucleotides. RefSeq names its product catenin alpha 3 (gene Ctnna3). Gene Ontology annotation, cellular component: fascia adherens; adherens junction. The transcript is spliced from 18 exons. Gene Ontology annotation, molecular function: actin filament binding; beta-catenin binding; cadherin binding. Gene Ontology annotation, biological process: cell migration; cell-cell adhesion. Lineage: Eukaryota; Metazoa; Chordata; Mammalia; Rodentia; Cricetidae. The record is from RefSeq and is a predicted model, not a curated record. The coding region runs from base 125 to 2812 and encodes 895 amino acids.